Molecule: messenger RNA, 3297 nt
Organism: Arabidopsis thaliana (thale cress)
Lineage: Eukaryota; Viridiplantae; Streptophyta; Magnoliopsida; Brassicales; Brassicaceae
Gene: NAC075
Product: NAC domain containing protein 75
Exons: 5
Coding region: 468-1784 (438 amino acids)
Biological process (GO): positive regulation of DNA-templated transcription; regulation of DNA-templated transcription; regulation of secondary cell wall biogenesis
Cellular component (GO): nucleus
Molecular function (GO): transcription cis-regulatory region binding; DNA-binding transcription factor activity; DNA binding
Source: RefSeq, marked reviewed
AAUUAAUUUAUAUACCUUUCACAUCCCAAACUCUCACACUUUCUCUUCUUCUUCGUCUUCUCCUCCUCCUUCGUCUUCGUCGUUUAUUAACUCUCUCUCUCUCUCCUUGUUCUCUCUCUCUCUCUUUUUCCUGAUUUGCAGUACUGUCUAAGAUCUUAUUCCGCUCGACCAAGUUUGUUCUUUUUAGCAUAAUUUGGGGGAGUUUUUCCCCAUUAAUUCUCACUUUGUCUUCUUCUUGUGUCGGUUAGGUUUUCAAGAAAAACCCUCUUUUGUCUUGUCUCCUCAAAAUCAGUUGCUUCUUCUCUAUAAUAAUAGAGGGUUUAUUCAUAUCUUCACUAUCUAGCUUCUUCUUCUAUCAUAUGUACUCCAACUCUCGGAUAUGAUCGAAAGAGCUUUGUUAUUAUUAUCUUUACAACUUCACGCAGACGCAUAAGAGAGAGAGUUGAUCAAAGAUAUUCGAGAUUGAGAUGAACAAGAGUAAUCCUGCUGGUUCGGUGACUGGUUCGGAUAUAAUAGACGCCAAGAUCGAAGAACAUCAACUUUGUGGAUCCAAGAAGUGUCCUAGCUGCGGCCACAAGCUCGAAGGCAAACCACAGGAUUGGGUUGGUUUACCAGCAGGAGUGAAAUUUGACCCAACGGAUCAAGAAUUGAUAGAACAUUUAGAAGCGAAAGUGUUAGCUAAAGACUUCAAAUCUCACCCUCUCAUUGACGAAUUCAUCCCAACCAUUGAAGGCGAAGACGGCAUUUGCUACACUCAUCCCGAGAAACUUCCUGGAGUGACUAGAGAUGGUUUAAGCCGACACUUCUUUCAUAGACCAUCAAAGGCGUACACGACGGGAACAAGAAAGCGAAGAAAGAUUCAAACAGAAUGUGACAAUAAUUUGCAAGGAAGUAGUAGCUCCGGUGAGACGAGGUGGCAUAAGACCGGUAAGACAAGACCGGUUAUGGUAAACGGUAAGCAAAAAGGUUGUAAGAAGAUUUUGGUUUUGUAUACCAAUUUUGGUAAGAAUCGAAAACCGGAGAAAACCAAUUGGGUAAUGCAUCAAUAUCAUUUGGGGACACAUGAGGAAGAGAAAGAAGGAGAACUUGUUGUGUCUAAGAUCUUUUAUCAAACUCAGCCUAGGCAAUGCAACUGGUCGUCUUCUACAUCGAGCUUGAACGCUAUAGGUGGUGGCGGCGGUGAAGCGAGUAGCGGCGGAGGCGGCGGAGAGUAUCAUAUGAGGAGAGAUAGUGGGACUACUAGUGGUGGGAGUUGUUCUUCGUCUAGAGAAAUUAUUAAUGUUAAUCCUCCGAAUCGAUCCGAUGAAAUAGGCGGCGUUGGUGGUGGCGUUAUGGCCGUAGCAGCUGCGGCUGCGGCGGUUGCAGCUGGGCUUCCGAGUUAUGCAAUGGAUCAGCUCAGCUUUGUUCCGUUUAUGAAAAGCUUUGAUGAGGUGGCGAGGAGGGAAACUCCUCAGACUGGGCACGCUACAUGUGAGGAUGUAAUGGCAGAACAACAUCGUCAUCGUCAUCAACCAUCAUCAUCAACAUCACAUCAUAUGGCUCAUGAUCAUCACCAUCAUCAUCAUCAACAACAACAACAACGGCAUCAUGCAUUCAACAUAAGCCAGCCUACACAUCCGAUAUCAACCAUUAUUUCUCCAUCUACUUCGCUUCACCAUGCCUCCAUUAAUAUUCUUGACGAUAAUCCUUAUCAUGUUCAUAGAAUCUUGCUCCCCAAUGAAAAUUACCAGGUAAAAUACCUAAUCUUCUCUUUUUCUUACAUUCUAGAACUACAAAAAAAAUAGAAAUGUUUAUCACCCUUAAUUUCUGUUUGAAUUAAAAUAACUAAUUAAUUUAGGAGAAGGAUACGUACAGUUUCAUGAAAUUAAACAAGUUAGCUGAAAUAUCACUAUGAUUUAUAUAUAAUAAUCAAUAUAAAUUACGUUAUGUUACUAUUGAUUGAAGUGGGAGUCAUGAACCUAUCAAACUUAUAUAAUUAAGGCUCUCACCAUUUCAAUUAAUUAUUAAAAAAAAUUAGGGUUGUGAAUUUGUAAUGUAAUUAAUUAUAGAGGUUUUUACUGUGUUCUUCCACACAGUCACGUAUGCAUAUCUAUGUCGGUAUUUAAUUAAGUAGUAGAAAUUGUGGUUCUUGUACAUGUUAGGUCUUUUAGAUAUUUGCAUGCAUGUGACUUAACAAUGAUGGGACUACAUAAGCAUGCAAAUUGGGUUGUACCAAAACUGAUUAUGACAAAUAAAGUAUAUAUAAGAUAUUGGUCAAGGAUGUUAAAAAAAGAAGAAGAUAUUGGUCAAGAAAAAAACAACUAAAGUUCAAUGUAUAAUAUAUAAUUAUGCUGAUUUAGUUUAGUAAGAUGGUGUGUCUAACUAAUAUCCAUUAUCCAAAGCCAGCAAAAGCUAAGUCGCUUUUUAGUGUCAGCCAAACCAAUGUGGUCUUUGGUGAUGGAGAGACAAGAUGAUUAAUUUUAAUGUCUUAAGAUCAUUUUCUUAAGGAAUUAAAAUAUAUUUCCUUACUGAGAUAUAUUACUUUUGUCUUUAUUGACUGAGCAAGACACAACAGCAACUACGUCAAGAAGGAGAAGAAGAACAUAAUGAUGGGAAGAUGGGAGGAAGGUCAGCUUCCGGAUUGGAAGAACUCAUAAUGGGCUGCACUUCUUCUACCACUCAUCAUGAUGUAAAAGAUGGGUCAUCAUCAAUGGGGAACCAACAAGAAGCAGAAUGGUUGAAGUACUCAACGUUUUGGCCAGCCCCUGACUCUUCUGACAACCAAGAUCAUCAUGGGUAAUUGUGCCAUUUUCCAGUCUGAUGAUCUUGUCGACCCACAUCACGAAAAACUGUUACUAUCAUACCUAUCAUGAUGCUCAUCGUCAUCAUCAUCAUGACAUCUCCAUAUGGAAAGUGGUGCAUAGUUUGAUCUUGGACCAAUCAAGUUAUAUAUGCAUGAUUUUGCAAUGGUGGAGGGUUUUUAAGCAGCACCAAAGAUCAAGUGCCUUUUUGUUAUAUAGUUCAAAAGGAUUUUGAUAUAUAUAUAAAAAAAAGGAAAAAAAGGAAAGAAAAAAGCAUGAGAGAAAAAGCUGUUAUAUUCCAAAGAGACUAAGAAGAAGAAAAGCAAGGAAAAUUGCAUGAAAAUCAUCAACAGUCCAUAUAAAAUUAGAUAUAAGUAUGUUUAUUACAUGUUAUUUUAAAUUCAUUUCUUUUGUUGUUUGAUUUCUUUGUUUUUGUUAAUUAGGAUAUAUGAAAUGUAUAAUUUAUUGGUUUUUGUUUGAUAUAUAUGUUGGUAAAUAAUACUAGCUAGUAUUAUUU